Neoarius graeffei (lesser salmon catfish) is the source of this 420-nucleotide messenger RNA. It is a transcript of the gene gphb5, whose product is annotated as glycoprotein hormone subunit beta 5. Gene Ontology annotation, molecular function: hormone activity. The record is from RefSeq and is a predicted model, not a curated record. NCBI's taxonomy places the organism in Eukaryota, Metazoa, Chordata, Actinopteri, Siluriformes, Ariidae. Gene Ontology annotation, biological process: G protein-coupled receptor signaling pathway; regulation of thyroid hormone receptor signaling pathway. Gene Ontology annotation, cellular component: cytoplasm; extracellular region. The transcript is spliced from 3 exons. The coding region runs from base 1 to 420 and encodes 139 amino acids.
AUGGCCUUCAAAAGAUUUCAAACUUCAUGGCUCUCUGCCACGUCCCUAAGCUGUGGCCUGGUGUUUGUUCUGUUGUGUUUUUCUCACUUGAGUCAUGAGUCUGCAGUGGAUCUCCAGCGUUUUAUCGGCUGUGCUGUCAGAGAAUUCACAUUCGUGGUCCAGAAGCCAGGAUGUGGGAAACUGAAGAUCACCACCGAUGCCUGCUGGGGGCGCUGUGAGACUUGGGAGAAACCAAUCCUGGACCCGCCCUUCAUCCAGUCCCGUCAGCAAGUGUGCACUUACAACCAGACGCAAUUCAUCACCGUCCAGCUGCCCAACUGUUCAGCCGGCGUGGAUCCGUACUACACCUACCCCGUGGCCCUGAGGUGUGAGUGUGGAGUGUGUGUGACCAGCACCACCGAGUGCAUCACCUCCAUCUGA